Colletotrichum fioriniae is the source of this 627-nucleotide messenger RNA. RefSeq lists its product as uncharacterized. The record is from RefSeq and is a predicted model, not a curated record. Lineage: Eukaryota; Fungi; Ascomycota; Sordariomycetes; Glomerellales; Glomerellaceae.
AUGUGCCAUGGCGUAUUGAACGUGGCUCUGGAUGCCUGGAUGCUCGUACUUCCUGCAACUCAAGUCUAUUCGCUGAGGAUGCAACGUAAGAAGAAGCUGGGCGUGAUGCUGAUGUUCGGCGUAGGAGUGUUUCUCACCGCCGUUAGUGCCUAUCGAAUCAAGGCUCUUCUCAUCUUUGCGACAUCAUACAACGUCACAGCCGACUCGUUCCAGAGCUCUCUCUGGUCCAACAUUGAGCUUUGUGUUGGCAUCUUCGUGUCUUGCCUCCCGAGCACACGUCAAGUCUGGAGAAAAUUAUUCCCCAAGAUCCUCGAAGUAACACACCUGUCUUCGAGAUCAGCUAGGAUGUCUAGAUCAGCCAAGGGUUCACACUCUGCCAGCCAAGCCUCACGAUCGGCAGCGGACCCCAAUGACCGACCGCGACUGGUAUCCUACGAGGAGUCUUCGAUAGCGCAUCUCGUCGGAGACUUCAAUGACAUCGACCUCAACAACCUCAGCGAUGCGAGAUCGAUGGAGACGGACCCGCCAAAGACGCCCAAAAACAAUGUCGUGAUACAGAAGGACCCUGUGUCAGGAAGCUCAAAAAGUAGUGAUGGAAUAAUGAGCCAGAAAGGUUGGGAUAGAUGA